GUAGCAAUUGUUGCGGGCGGGAGUUUGGAGAAAGUACCGGUGGGCAACGAGAAGGAGUCCGGGAUCCCGAGAGGCAAGAGCGGGCAGUAGGGCGUCCGGGAGCCGGAGACCCGAGACCCAAAGGCCAGGAGCCGAAAGGGCGAGGGGCGAGAAACAGGGAUCCGGGCACCGGACGGUGUGGAGGUCGCGGGCCGGGGAGCUGGGCCCUGAGGAACAGAAACAGCCAUAAACUGACUGCAUGUGCCGUUUAAACACCCUCCGUCAGCAGGGUGCACGGUGUGUGUGCCGACAGGUGAGAUAUCGUUGCAAGAUGUAAUGACAAGGAACAUCAUGAAUGAUGGACUACCCUUCCAUUCUUCUGACACAGCUCGUCGUUCCUGUGGCUCCCGUGAAUUUCCUGGCUCCGUUCUCUACAGAGGGAGAACUUACCAAUCAGCAUCUGAGGCUCUGGAAGCUUAUAUUGACAGUUUUGAAAAGAAGCUGUCCUCCCCAGCGGAACAUGCGAACAAACUGCAUUUGCGAAGCAGCUCCAAACUGUUGUCUACGUCUCCACACAAUGGAAGAGAAGCUUUCACACAGCGGCAUUCCUUCAAAGACUCGGAUUUUCCCGCUCGCCCUUUGGGAAGGCAGAUGGGUACUGAUCCAGACCUCAUCAGCCUCACCACCGAUGAUCUUUUGCAUCUUCCGGCAGACGGCUCUCUGCCUCUGACUCGAACCUCUGUGCUGAAAUGCUUGUUGAAGGGCAACCACCACUGGGGAUCCCAUUUGAAACACGACUCCUCGUACCCCUCUGUAAAGCCGUUUCCGGAAUGUUCUGAGGCCCGACCUCGCAGGAAGGAUGACGACUUUGCACUGUUUUCUGGGAGGGCUGGUGACGAGCUAUCGAACUGGAAUGCUCAUCUCAAACCUCUCCAACUUGUACGUCCAAAGAGAGGGCCAAACAAGGGAGAUGAGUGCAAGGCCUCCUUCAUUCCAGGAGGCUCUUCUGUGGAAGAUUGUGGAUUUAGAGACCGUAAGUUUAACACUCUUUCCAGGCAGAGUUAUCCAAGGUGGCUGACCAGCCAGAAAUCUGAGCUGGGCGUCUCUGGGAUAACUAGCGUGCCAGAGCUGAGGUAUCCAGGCUGGCUUCAGGACUGUGAUCUGGGCUCCAAUUUAAGUGGGCUCGAUCCUCUGAAUGGAAGGCUGUACCCACGGGGAAUUCUGUGCGGAACUGAGCUCGUAGAACACAAAUUACGCUCCAGUGCUGAUAAAGGAACGCCAGAGCACAAACAUUUCGGCCAUUACUUGCGUAGUGAGGAUGAACCAUUUCAUGUCCAUACAGACCCAGGGACGUGUGCCUCUUGGCAAAGGGCACCAGGACACCAUUGUUGUACUGAAGAGUCAGAGGAUUCUUGCUGCGCUAAACCUUUCAGAGAGGACCACGUUGAUGUACUCAUCCGUAAGGCCGAACAUGUUCUUGAAGCACUUUCUCAGCAUGUGUCCAGUUUCCGGCAGAAUCACUGCAGUCCCGGUACCGAAGAGAUCCUGGAUGCUGAUCGAUCUUGGGAUAACCCACCUGUUACCUUUAAAUCCCCAGUACCCAUAGGCAACAGUGGAGAAGAUUGUUUUGAAGCUUCUGAUUUUGCUCGGGCCGAUGAUGGUGGCCAUGACUACCUGACGACUUGCCUUCAGAGGAACCACCCUAGCUCGCUGGAGGCUUCUGGAAGAAAGCACCAUGGGCCAGUUGAAGCACUCAAGCACAUGUUGUUCAGUUUGCAGACAGUGCAGCAGAGUCUGGAGAGUGAACAUGCAGAAGAGCGUGAGGAGCUACCAGAAAACAUUACAUCUCACACUCAGGACCUGGAUUUUGAAGAGGCUCCUGGCAGCAAGUCAUUGCAAAGGGCACUCAGCCACCUGAAUCAUCUGAAGGAGUUGGUUGAUAAUAUCAGUGCCAAGAAGAAAAAAGAAAUGGAGAGUGAUCAGUAUAUUUGAGAAGCAACCUGGGGCAGAUAUUUUAUUGUAUAAUAUCUACAGUAUGAAGUUUAACCAAAUAAAUAUAAUGUUUAAUGGAUCAAACUGUGCCAAUGUGUUGUGAUGUUGGAGUCCCUUAUCAGAAUCAGGUUUAAUAUCACUGGCAGAUGUCGUGAAAUUCUUGUUUUAUGGCAGCAAUACCUUGCAUACAUUAAAAAGUCUAUAAAUUGCAUUAAGAAUCAUACAAAUAAAAAAUGUUAAGUAAGUAGUGAGGAUGUUGCUUACUGAAGUACCCAUGGCUGUAACUGUGAAUUUCAGCUGUAGUGGUUCUAUUGGAGCUGCACACCAAGAGCCAUUCCAUAUUGGCACCAUCUAUGGAAAUAGAAAUAUAGCUGGGAACGACCACCUUAACCAGGUUUCCAUUUCACACCAGAUUACAUUCUUUCAAAGUAAUAAACCCUGUUUGGAUGAAUUGUUUGUCUGAAGGACGCAAACUGCUUGAGGAUCUCAGCAGGCCAGGCAGCAUCUCGGGACAGGAAUAAACAGUUGACGUUUCGGGCCGAAGCCCUUCAUCAGAUCGUGACCACAACAUAACCUCUUACUCAACGUCAGGAAAUCCAAAGAGCUGAUUCCUAACUACAGGAGGAAGCAGCCAUGAGCCAGUCCUCAUUAAAGAAAUGGAGGUGGACAAGGUCAAUUCUUGGGUUCAGUGUCAUUUAUUAUCAAAGUAUAUGAAUCACACCAUAUACAUCCAUUGUGUGUGUACUCAGUAAAUCAAAGAAUCAUAAUAGAAUCAAUGAAAGAUUGUCCUGUUGGAUGCAAUGUAUAAAUACAAAAGAAUGAAAUGACUGUAAAUAAGCAAUAAAUAUUGAGAAUGUGAGGGGAAGAGUUCCAGAAAGUGAGUCCACAUGAGGUGGGAACAGUUCAGUGAUGGGGUAAGUGAAGAUAUUGCCACUGGUUCAAGAGCUUGAUGGUUGAGGGGUGAUACCUGAGGCUCCUGAAGGCAGUGAGAAGAGAACGUGACCUGGGUGAUGGGGUGGCUGAUGUUGGAUGCUACUUUCCUAUGACAGUGCCAAUGAGCUGAGCCUACAUUGGUACUGCAAAGCAAGGGGACAGGAGCCUGAAUAUCUGUCCCCCUCCUUUUGACUCCUGAUGAGAAAACUCUUCCUGCAUAUUCCCCUCCACAGAUGCUGCCUGACUUGCUGAGUUCUUCCAGCGUCUUGUGCGUUUCUCUGGUUAUGAAUAGUUUUCUGUGAAAUUGUUCUUUUCCCUGUAAAUGUCUGUAAGAAAAUUAAUCUCAGUGUAUGGUAACACGUACAUAAUUUGAUAAUAAGUUACUUUGAACUUUGAGUGGGAGGGGGCAGCAGGCUAAUGUAUCGCUUUACAGCAUCAGCAACUUGGGUUCAAUUCCCACAGCUCUCUGUAAGGAUGUUGUGUGUUCUCCCUGUGACCAGGUGCUCCAGUUACUACCCACAUUACAAAGACGUGCUGAAUAUAAGUGAAUUGCUCACAUCAUGGGUGUAAUUAGCCAGUGAGGGCUUAUUGGGUCAGCAGGGCCUUUCACUGUGCUGUAUCUCUAAAUAGAUUACCUACAUGCUAUUUUUGUAAUUAAACAUGCCAGAAUUAAUACUGUUUUCACAUUUAUUUCACUGUACAGUAUUCAAUAUGGCAGCAUCCAUUAUUAAGGCCCUCUAGCACAGAGCAUGCCCUUUUCUGUUACCAUGAUGUAGGAGGUACAGAAGCCGACAGCAUACACUCAGCAAUUCAGCAACAGCCUCUUCCCCUCGGCCAUCCGAUUCCUGAAUGGAAAUUGAAGCUUUGAACACUACAUCACUUUUUUAAAAUUACAAUUUUUUGCACAUUUAAAAAAAUCUAUUUAGUGUGCAGAGGAGAUUUACAAGGAUGUUGCCUGGAUUGGGGAGCAUGCCUUGUGAGAAUAGGUUGAAUGAACUCGGCCUUUUCUCCUUGGAGCAACGGAGGAUGAGAGGUGACCUGACAGAGGUGUUUAAAAUGAUGGGAGGCAUUGAUUGUGUGGAUAGACAGAGGCAUUUCCCCAGGGCUGAAAUGGCUAGCGCGAGAGGGCAUAGUUUUAAGGUGCUUGGAAGUAGGUACAGAGGAGAUGUCAAGGGUAAGUUAUUUUUACACAGGGGGUGGUGAGUGCUUGGCUGCUGGUAACAGUGGUGGAGGCGGAUACAAUAGGGUCUUUUAAGAGACUCCUGGAUAGGGACAUGAAGCUGAGAAAAAUAAAGGGUUAUGGGUAAAGCCUAGGUAGUUCUAAGGCAGGGACAUGUUCAGCACAGCUUUGUGGGCUGAAGGGCCUGUAUCAUGUAUGUUUUCUUUGUUCUAUGUUCUAUUCAAUAUAUGUAACUGAUUUACUUUUUUUGUUAUGUUUUAUUUAUUAUUUUUUCUCUCUGCUAGAUUAUGUAUUGCAUUGAACUAAUGCUGCUAAGUUAACAAAUUUCAUGUCACAUGCCAGUGAUAAUAAACCUGAUUUUGAUUCUGUGCAAAAAUCUAAGGCACAUAUAUAUAGCUAGGGUGCCUAAGAAUUUUGUACAGUAUUGAAGUAAUUUUAUGUAUUGCACUGUACUGCUUCUGCAAAAGAAACACAUCAUAUGUGAGUCAUGAUAAACCUUAUCUUGAUAUGGGUCUCUAUUGUGGACUGAAAGUGAGAAGGGGACAGGAAGAGGGGAAUUAUGGUUGGGAAAAGGGGAAAGAAGAGGGGAGGAAGUGGGAAGCA
Molecule: messenger RNA, 4687 nt
Organism: Hypanus sabinus (Atlantic stingray)
Lineage: Eukaryota; Metazoa; Chordata; Chondrichthyes; Myliobatiformes; Dasyatidae
Gene: c14h18orf54
Product: chromosome 14 C18orf54 homolog
Exons: 8
Coding region: 316-1971 (551 amino acids)
Source: RefSeq, a predicted model, not a curated record